Molecule: messenger RNA, 2787 nt
Organism: Drepanopeziza brunnea f. sp. 'multigermtubi' MB_m1
Lineage: Eukaryota; Fungi; Ascomycota; Leotiomycetes; Helotiales; Drepanopezizaceae
Source: RefSeq, a predicted model, not a curated record
AUGGCGUCGCGAUUCCUGUUACAAAAACCCUAUGUGGUUGCUAACCUACCGCAACCCAUUGACCACGCAAAGGGGCAGUAUGUGGUGGCUGAGAUUUACGGAGGAGCGCCCGGUGCAAAGAUGAGAAAAAGAUCCGAAUUGGCUGUAGGAAUUGAUGGCGAGGGCAUAAAUUUAUACGACAUUUCUUCAUCCAGGCUUCUUACGUCCUAUGCGCUUCCCCCACAAUCGUCCUUUACAUGUCCUCCAAGCUCGAUCAGAACCCGAAUCUCGAAAAGCAAAAUCGAACGCCGAACAUAUGUCUCCACCGCUGGAUCACCAGCCGAGAUUACACUGUUCCACGAAAGUACUGAAGAGAUGGCGCCGGCGCAGUCUUCAACAACGAGCCGGAAGGUGGAAAACUCUCGCAGCCCAAUUGUGUACCUGGGAACGAUCACAGGUAGCAGAUCCUCGGGCGUGUCUGGAAUCGUUUCGGAUUUGAUUGCAGUCAGGGAAAAUGGUGAGGUGCAAUGCUAUGAAGGAGACAGCCUCGACGAAAAAUGGACCUCUCCUGCAGCUGCGCUCUUCCGAGAUGCAGCCACAACUAUCAAGAACUCCAAGGUUGAGUUUGCGCAGCUCACAAAUGCAUACUCUGCAAGCCAAGGGAUUUUGAAGGGUCGUCAGGAUGUGCUCGCCCUCUUUCCUCAAGAAAUUGUUGAAGGCGGGUUCAAUCCAGAGAUUCUGGUAAUAGUCACCAAAUCCGCCGGGGGGCCUUUCAAGAGAACUUUGCACAUCGUCAGUCUGCCUAGGAGAACAGCUGCCUUUGCGAAAGGUAUGAAACACUCGGUAGACUCACUUCUGACGGCCGAAAUACCCGCUCAGACCUCGCCGGAAAAAGCAGCAUUCAGUAUCCAGGUUUCCACUGGCAUCUUGCAACAAUUGAGCAACGACUUUUUGACCACUUUUGAUCUAAGCGACACUCUGCCGAAAGAGCAGACUAAGAUCAGAUCACCUGGCGCUCAGUCGUUCUUGCGACUUUCGAAUACAGCGGUCAUGAUCUCUUCCAAGAAUUCGAUUACUGUUUACAACCCACGGUAUCAAUCGAAAUUAGCGGAAAUCCAGCUUGCACCUUCACCAAAUGAGUCUCUCAAGCGAAAACGAGGUGACGAAGAUGGUAAUUCAAGCCAUGUUUGCAAAUUCAUUGCCUAUUUCCCAAAGCUCGGUGCCGCAAUGGCCAUUGUGGAUAAUGAUCUUGUCGGAGUGCAGGUCGAUGGCCCCCAAGACCGACAUGGUAAACCUCGUGCUGCCGGCUUGCUGAUCGAUUCCCUUGGGUGCCCUGCCAGGGAGCAAACACGUUCAGGACGCGAAGGCGCUCUGAGCUUCAGAAAGGCAAAACUUGGGCUAGCUACAUUGGAUGAAUUCUUACCAGGCUCAAUUGGUCUUGGGCAGCCUUGGGAUGAGCAGAUAGCUGACAUUGAGAGCCUGUUUGCGUCGGGAAAGUGUGACGAGUUGGAAUUUGACAGGAGAAUCGAGCAUCGACUUGGAGCACAUUGGACCGAGCAAUCGAAACCCCCAAAUAUCAACGGAGCCGACACAAUGGACGUUUCAUCAAACCGAGAUAUUUCAAGUCAGAAGUAUCCGAAGCGCAGAAUUCUACCCUCCGACGUGGAUCGACGAUGGGUAAUAUUUGCACUGAGCAAGAUUUUCUCGUGGUCUACGAAUGAGGGGAACGAAUUUAGCUUGUCCAUCACCUUCUAUCCUUUAAACACUUUCAUGUGGUUGACCUCCAAUGGAUAUAUGACCGUGGCUAAUAUCGAGGCUGCCUUAAGAGUCCGUGGAGUUUCCCUCGUCUCAAUUCCUGCCGGACAGCUCGUGAACGCCCUCUUGGAGAUCGACCCUGAUAUGGAUCUGUUAUAUGCCGUUGUGGCAAAGAACUAUUUAGGGGCUCCUGAGCUACUUUACGCAAUUCGGAAACUGAUGGAGAGUCUCGGAUUACUAGGUGACAACCCAGGCACGAAACAAGGUCUUCUCACUCAUGGUGAUGAUGAAAAUAUUGAGGAGCAGGUUGCUAAGCUCCAAGAAGAGGCAGAGGCGGACUUGGAGCUGGCGGAAUAUCAACUUGGACCUGGCUCCGGCACUCGCGGUGCUGCUCUGAGUCUGGCUCUCUCCAAGCUAUACAUCUGUUCAAGUGACGAUAUCACACUUGCUCUCCAAACGAUUUUCUCCAAUCAGGACAUCGUUUGUCUGGUCUACCUUCUCAGAUUCGAGCUUGCACGCGGAGGAUGGACCACCAGAUACACCGAUAUUGACGAGACAGAGAUUUUCGACGAAGAGGCCGGGAUCCAGGACAACGCAAUCAUACUCAUCUCCAGCUUGCUCAACAAUUGCAUCGACGCCAUAGGGACGGUCGGAUGGUUAUCUGGAGAAGCUAGAUUAGCCGACGGCGAUUUAUUCGAGGCAGAAGAAUUAAUUGCCAGCUUGAAGCUUGAAGUCAGCGCAGCAUUGGAGGGCAUUGAAGAAUCCGUCUAUCUCAAAGGUGUCCUGAAGGAAUUGAUCAAAUACGCGGAUUCAUACCAGAGGAGUCUACCGCAACAACCAAAAGACUCGAAAAGGGCAAAUGACGCGCCAGUCAUCCUUGCAUCCGCCGAUGAGGAGAUCAAGGCACUGCCAAUAGGAUUGAAAGCCGAAAAGCAGAUCUCGCUGCUCAAGAUUGGAGCAGGCAGUGCAGUUCACAAACGUUCAUCGCGAGACAUUGGAUUCUUGAAGAGUCAAAAGAUUGGGCGAUAUUCGCGCGAGAAAAUUGUCAUAUAA